Arctia plantaginis is the source of this 2013-nucleotide messenger RNA. NCBI's taxonomy places the organism in Eukaryota, Metazoa, Arthropoda, Insecta, Lepidoptera, Erebidae. The record is from the annotation of a GenBank genome assembly.
AUGAGUUGUUUAGUUUUAAAACGGGUGCCAACAUCAGACGUCCAAGGUGUGUUGGGUAAAAAAGCUUCGCUGCCGUGCGAUAUCCAGCCGCUGCAUUCAGACGACGAUGUCGUCAUGGUGUUGUGGUUUAAAGAAUCUGAUGGAGACCAGCCUUUAUACAGUUACGACAUCAGAGGCCGGUCGAUGAAUCAACCGAAGCUCUGGUCUUCUCCAACAGUCUUCGGGAACAGGGCGUUUUUUCGCGGUAGCGCCACUCCUGCCGUCCUCAUGGUGGACAAUGUACUAGCCAGUGAUGCUGGCGUAUAUAGAUGCAGGGUUGACUUCAAGAAUAGUCCUACUAGAAACUUAAAAGUUAAUUUUACCGUUAUAAUUCCACCAAAUCGUCCAACAAUAUUUGAUGCAAAAAGAAGAGACAGAACAAAAUUAGUUGAACCGUACAAUGAGGGAUCCAACGUACUCCUUAUAUGUGAAGUUGAAGGAGAUGUGCCGAUAGUGGACCUGAAGAUGGGCUCAAAUCUAAACCCAGAUGAAAUCAAAGAAGGGGAUGAUGUAUACUUCGAAUGCACAGUAAAAGCUAACCCAAAAACACAUCGACUUGUAUGGUUUCACGGUAAUACAGAAAUUUUCCACAACGAUGCUGCUGGCAUUAUUUUGAGUGCUCAAAGCCUGGUUCUACAAAGCGUCACUAGGGCAGCUGCUGGAGACUACACGUGUAUGGCAGCAAACAGUGAGGGAAAGGGCACCAGCAAUCCUGUCACUCUGUUAGUCAGAUACGCUCCUGUUUGUGCUGAGAGAAGAGACGGUGAGCUCUUCGGGGCCCUUAAACAGGAGACAGUGUCACUACACUGCUCGGUGGAUGCUAACCCUGCCUUAGUGUCCUUUCAUUGGACUUUUAAUAAUUCUGGAGAGCAAACAGAACUUCCACCAAAGCUGUACAGUAGCAACGGCCACACUUCCACUCUAAACUACACCCCAACAACUGACAUGGAGUAUGGUACGCUUGCUUGCUAUGGAGAAAAUGCAGUAGGGCAACAGAAAGUACCGUGUUUGUUCCAACUUGUAGCGGCUGGUCGUCCAUUUCAUCUUCAGAACUGCUCUGUGGCUAACCAAAGUAUAGAUUCAUUAAACGUGGAAUGCGUGGAGAACUUCGAUGGUGGACUGCCCCAGACCUUCCUGAUGGAACUUUUAGAAUUACCCACACUUACAGUCCGUUACAACGUAUCCACAAAUAGAACUCCUCCGUACUUUGAAAUCCGAGGCUUGCCACCGGGUGUCAGUUACAGAAUCGACUUGUACGCCGUUAACGCUAAGGGAAGGAGUGACGUCACUACUAUUGAAACUGUUACUCUGAAAGGACAAGCUAAGUUUACCGGUGAAGGGAAUUCUCUCGGCAUGUCUCCGGUCUUAGCCUCAAUAGCUGCAAUGUCUGCACUUCUGGCUACAGCUGUAUGUGGUGUCCUGGCAGUAUUAUAUCGACGGCAUGCAGCUAGACACAGACAUUUACCAGCGAAACAUGCACCACUGAGUGAGGCCAUGUAUGUGGAACGAGCUCCUCAUUGUCCAACUCCAGUGAAGCAGGAAGUGGAAUCCAGGGCUAGCAGUACCGAGCCCAGAGAACGAGGAGAGAGAACUGCGAGGGGGGCUUUACUGCAUACGACAGACCCAAGAGAAGAUGAUGCAGACCCUGAUAUAAUUCCCUCUUUGUAUGAACGGAGGCCAGUAUCCAACGGGUAUAUGAGUCUUCAACGGCCGCCAUCUACCGGCAAGAUCACUAAACUCAAUGGUGACGAUGUCCGCUCUGAGCCGGACGGGGGCGCCUACUACACAGAUUAUAGAAAAAAAGAUUAUAGGAUACCUUUAACUAGUUCGUACCAUAGUUUAGGACGCGUGAACAAGGGUGUGAAUGCGUGUAGUCCUAGUUCCGCAACAGGUGUAACGUCCUCGCUUACAGCCCAUCGACUACGACCAGAGGUCGUGACGACAUCACACCGUGUCCAAGAGUCUUGUAUAUAA